This is a messenger RNA of Pelobates cultripes (western spadefoot toad), 18069 nucleotides long. The record is from the annotation of a GenBank genome assembly. Lineage: Eukaryota; Metazoa; Chordata; Amphibia; Anura; Pelobatidae.
CCCCAUAUUGCACCCUCUGUGAGCUAUAUGACAGAUUGGCCAUGCCUGCCCCCUUCACCACGUGUCCUGUUGGACUCUUUACGACGUUCCUUUACGGCUGUCGCACUAAACCUAAACACACAGCAUGUCCCGGAACAGUAAGUGUACAGCAGCCCCAGCUCGGUUGUUUCACCCCAUUCCCCGCUGCACCCCGUCAUUUAUUGAUUGUUUAUUGUGUGUUUCUCUCCGCAGAGCACAGACGGAACGGAAAGGGAGCUGCCAAGUCUCAGGUAGGACUCAGGGUCCAGCCAGCCCGAGAUAGACCCAGCGCGCGGAGCAUGCUGGGAUGUGUAGUGCUGGUAACCCCUACAUAGAGCGGCAUGGAAUGCAGCUGGAACUACAAACCCCGUCAUGCAUUUCGGACACGUGUUUUCAGCUGUGCUACUUUUUCAGCGAUAUGGAACGUUAUAAUAAAACCUGAUACAAUGUAAUCUCUAAACAUGUCCACAGUCUACACAGCCACUGGCCUCCCCUGGGUCUCCUGGACUCCAUAAUGGCUGGUUUCCUUCUACUAACAGAAAUUCAGAUUUGGUGAAUUAGAGGGCAGUAGGGCUCCAUGUGAAAUAAUAAUAUAUCUAUAUAUAUAUAUAUAUAUAUAUAUGUACAAUAAAAGGUUUGUUUUAAUAAGUUUAUAAAUAUAGUACUAGUUUUCCAAUGGGUAUGACUGAAUCACAAGGAAAGGUUAAAGGAUCUUAACAUGUGUAACUUGGAGGAAAGACGAGACGGGGGGAUAUGAUAGAAACAUUUAAAUACAUAAAGGGAAUCAACACAGUAAAGGAGGAGACUAUAUUUAAAAGAAGAAAAAUUACCACAACAAGAGGACAUAGUCUUAAAUUAGAGGGACAAAGGUUUAAAAAUAAUAUCAGGAAGUAUUACUUUACUGAGAGGGUAGUGGAUGCAUGGAAUAGCCUUCCAGCUGAAGUGGUAGAGGUUAACACAGUAAAGGAGUUUAAGCAUGCGUGGGAUAGGCAUAAGGCUAUCCUAACUAUAAGAUAAGGCCGGGGUCUAAUGAAAGUAUUUAGAAAAUUGGGCAGACUAGAUGGGCCGAAUGGUUUUUAUCUGCCGUCAUAGUCUAUGUUUCUAUCACUGGAAAGUGACAUUUGUCAUGGGUUGUCACGGUGUUUAACUCGCAGCGUUGUCCUAACACGUUAUGGGAUUCAGGGAGCCACAAAAGGGGUAGCUUCACAUGAGAGAACAGUUUUGGUGCAGGAUUAGAUCUAAACUUCAGGCUCGUACAUUGAAGGCAAACUAAUGGGUUAAAUUAAUUCAUGUGUUUUAAGGUAAUGCUUAAAAAAAUUAGAGAAAAAAAAUAUCCCCCUUUAAUGUUUACGUUGAUGCCCUGUUCAGCCGGUCGUCUUGCAGACCCUCUCACCAGGAAGAGUUGUCCUAUCAGUAGCACCUCAUUUUUGUCUAUCAGGUCUCUUCUUAUCCCAUAAACCAUUGUUGUGCAGCGAUUUAUAGGAUAAGAAGUCAGAAUGAGAGGACACAAUUUCCAUAAUUUGUUUUCUCAUUUAUGGGAUGAGUAGUUUAUCCCCUAGAAGCAGUUUCACUCAUGACAGAUGAUCAGCUCAGGGGGCUUUUUGUGCUUUUAUAACGCUACGCAAAGUUGUGCUUAAAGUAACCCUUUCAUAUUGCAAGUCAUUUUUGUUUGAAACAAAUUCUGGAUUAUUUACUGAGUGAGUGAGGAUUGUCUGGAGUUUAAGGUGAAUUUCAAAUUUGAAACGUAAAGUAUGCCUUUAGUGCUGCUGUUUUGCUAUUAAAUGUGAACUUCACCUGAAUUUCCAGUCCUCGAUUUUUAGUAAAUAAUCAUGUUUGCCUUUAUCCGUUUUGCCUUCUAAAACCAAAAUUCUACUCUUAACAAUACUUGUAACUGUUAUCACUGCAAUAACUGCUCUUAUGACAUUACAGCAACAUCCAGUAUAUGCAUAAUUCAGUGACUGUUUUAUUCUGUUAAGGGCGAGAUAUUUAGGAGAUCCCACGCACUGUCGCAGUCUGUUAGUAACAGCACGGACACCUCUGUCUCACCUUUGCUCUCUCCAAAUAGAAACCUUACAGUGCCUUGUCCUUCCUAAUAAAUGUAGUUUAUAACUUUUUACUGCACUUUUUUUUUUUUUUGGCAGGGUAAAGGGCCACCAAAUCCUGGAAAAAAUGUCAAGAAAGAUCCCGGUGUGCCCAACCUGUCACACUUCAAGGAUCAGGCCAAGAGAGAGGCAGAACAGAAGAGGAAGAGGGUGAGACAUAUAUCUAUUCCAUGCUGUAAUAUCUAACCUUGGGAACCCCGUUUGUGAACUACCUUUUCAAUGAUAGACAGACUUAUGUCUAGAUUUAUAGGUUCAUGUAAUUCAGAAUUCAUGGUGGCUGACCACCUUUACAUUGAUCAGCUUUGAUACAUUUUGGAGUAUACAAUGUUACCUUCAUAGUCUGUUAACCAAAUUUGAUAAUAUACAUGAUUAAAGGGACACUAUAGGCACCCAGAUCACUUGAUCUUAUUGAAGUGGUGUGGGUUCAAAGCCCCUGUCCUCUUAGCAAUGUUUACAUAGCAGAGUUAAGCCUACCUCUAUUGGCUGUCUACCAGAACCUACUAGAGGCACUCCCUGGCCUUUCACGGAGUUUGACUCAAUGAAACUAUGCCGUACAUCCAGCGUCUUCUAAAUCACCACAGGAAAUCAUUGAUUAAAUGAGUUUCUAUAGGGAAGGCCAAAUGUGGCACUCGCUUCAAAUUUGCGUUAGGUUCCUCCCUUCCUUUUAAAGAAGGAUAUUAAAUUCUGUAAUUUGAGUACGGAGAACCUCAGGUUACAUUCAAUGAUCUAGUCCUAUAAGAAAAAUAUUUUUACAUUUGCACGAUAUUAAUUGAGGUGUAGACAUAUGUGUGAAUAGACAACUGACUAACACGGUGGUGGGAGGGCCACAUUAAAUGCCCAAUUAAACCGUUAUUCCAAGCAUCAUAACUACUAUAGUAUGCUGUAAGGGUUAUGGUGCCUGGAGAACCCUAACCCAGUUUCCCGGUUAUGGGGACAACGUUUUGCAAAUGUCUCCGCCGAGGCACCAGGUAGAGUUACAACUCCAGCAGCAGAGGGGUUAAACUCUGUAUGUGCAGCAUUUCAAAGCAAAAUGCUACACAUGCAGGCACCAUGACCACUUAAAAUCACUGAAGUUGUGAUGGUGCUUGGGCUAACCCUUUAAUUGCAGAAUAUAAAAUAUAUACACAUCUAAUACAUAUGGACAUAAUCUCUGUAAUCUGAUGGUUCAGGUCUGAAUCAGAACAGAGAGGUUUUGGUUUAUUGAUAUUUUACCAUGAUUUCUGGUCUUGCUGUAGGUAGAAGAAAUGAGGGAGAAGCAGAGAGCAGCCCGAGAGAAGGAGGUAGCGAAAAGACGAAGCUUGGAUACCUUUCAAAAGGACAUCCUGAAGAGGCAGAGAGAGUUUGAGCAGAAGGUGAGUCUCUUCUAACUUUCCCAUAUUCCAUACAGUUACAGUCUGAAGGGUAUAGUCAAAACAGUGAACCUCGAAUUCCACAGAAUUGAGCCAAACUAAACUGCCGGAUAAACCCCACGCUUUGCCUUUACUCUCAUAAACCCCCAUAGUGUUUGGUUCAUUCAUGGAAAGGUAAGCAAGUGGUUAAUUUUGAACUUAUCUGUAUCUUUUAAUCAUAUCCCCACUUCGGAUUCUCUUUUCUGGGGCGAAUACCCUUAUAUGGAAAUUUUAUUCAUGUGAGUUAAAGGGACAUUCAAAGCUCCAACAUCACUUUAUUAGGUUUUGGUGAAUAUACCCUGUCCCUUACCUCUGGUUAAAUAAUAUAUUGGCAUUACAGUGAAAUUUCAAUCAAGGUGUGCUUUCUUGGGAAGGGAAUGGUGGGAGAGUGGUUUUUGUUUUAUUAUCCAUUUCGAAAAUAAAUAACACCAUUUAAUGAUCUAGUCUUAUAAAAAAAUAUGUUUACGUUCCGCCCGAUAUUAUUUCAGGUGUAAACAUAUGUGUGAAUAGACAACUGACUAACACGGUGGUGGGAGGGCCACAUUAGAUGACCAGUUAAAGUGUUAUUCCAACCAUCAUACCUACUGUAGUCUGCUGUAGUGGUUAUGGUGCCAGGAAAACCCUAGCCCAGUUUCCCGGUAAUGUGGAAACACCAAUAAUAUUACAGCCUUUCUAAAAUAAAAGGGGAUUUGGUUAUUGCCUAUGGACAGGCUGUGACACUGAUGGUUAUCUUUGUGUGUGUGUUUCAUUAAAAACAAAUGUGUCUGCGCAGGAGGCGGAUCUUAAAAGCCUUGAGAAACACGAGCAGUUGGAGACUGAAAAUUCCAGAAAGGCUUAUUAUCGAGAGUUUAAAAAGGUCAGUGUCCUUGUUUUACUUUUGUUUGAACGUUCUAACGAUCUUACCCCAGUCCUGGGAUACAGCAAGUACAUUUUGUUUAGACAUAGCGUUAAUACAUGAUUUAUAAAUAUGGUUAUUUGUUUAAAUAUGUCUGUCUGCAUCCGUCUUAGAGAGUUAUGAAUGCGCCGUUUUCUGCAGCCAGCGUUCUACCCCAGGACGAAAUAUACCGUUAGGAUUGCAGCUGUAACUCUUUCUGACAAGCACAUAUUUCUUCCCAGAACAGCCUUUCAUUUGAUUAAAUAAAAUACUGCAGCAUAAUAAAAAUAAAACCUAUAGGAAAUAAAAUUAUAAAACUGUGCGGAAAAUGAUGAGCCACUAGGAUCUCCAUAUUUAACAAUAUAGCAGUUGUUGAAAUACAACUCUCAUCAUUCUAACACUAUUUGUAGUUUGAGAUUUGAAUAACUUCGUCUAUAUCUGCUUCUGUGCUGCAUUGCCGCAACAAAAGACAAUUUAGACACAACAAUUUCUUAAUAUUUGUUCAUUUAAUUUAUUUAGAAUUUAAAAUCAAUGAUCACUUCCAAAUGAGGAGUAGGUGCUUUGUUUUAUUGAAAUGUAUAUGUAAGGGACACUCUAAGCAUCAAAACAAUUGGCUCAAUGAAGCAGUUUUGGUGUAUAGAUCAUGCAUCUGAGUCUCACUGCUCAAUUCUCUGCCAUUUGGGAGUUAAUUCACUUUGUUUAUACAGCCCUAGCCACACCCCUCUUACAUGUGACUUACACAGUCUCCCUACACACUACCUGUAAGGAGAGAUCUAAUGUUUCAACUUUAUUUAUUGCACAGUCUGUUUAUUUUGAAUUUCUUGUCUCCUCUUGUUAAUAGCCUGCUGGUGGCUCCAACAACAUCCUGUAUGUGAUUAACGUUCAAUUGAACACACUGUGCUCUAAAGUCUGAAUUUAAAUGACACCAUUUUUUUCAUUCAGACUUUGGGAGUCACAGCUAGGCUGCAUAAACAGAAACAAAAGUGAUUUAACGCCUUAAUGGCAGAGAAUUGAGCAGUGAGAUUGCAGGGGCAUGAUUUAUACACCAAAAGUGCUUACAUAAGGUAACAUUGUUUGAUGUCUUCUUUGGUUAUGUCUUCGUGCAGGUGGUGGAGGCGGCCGAUGUUAUUUUGGAAGUACUAGAUGCCAGGGACCCACUGGGUUGCCGUUGCCCACAGGUGGAGCAGGCAGUCGUUCAGUCUGGCACAAACAAGAAGCUGGUUCUAGUCCUGAAUAAAAUAGGUAAAUACCAGAGGAUGAUUACUAUUAUGUCACCACGGCCGGAAAUGUAAGUGUGUGUAUAAAUAAUAAUAUAUAAUCUCUUUUUUUUUUUUUCUGGACAUCCUUAGUAAGUGUAAAACCCUGCCCCCUUAUUGGCUGCGAUUAUAUCAGUAUGCUCAUAGAGCCAAUAUGGCUCCCAGGUCUGAAUGAGGGGGGGAACGGGUAUAUCUUUGUUUGAAACUAGAAUAUUCUUUUUUUAAAAGGUUUGAAAUGAUUCAUAUAUAGUAUGGCCGCCAAUCAUACCCAAGCAUUUAGUUUAUUAUUGUAUAUCAUGAAUGGAAAUACCGUUCCAUGUAGAGUUAAAUCCAGUGUGGUUUUCCCGACCUCCCAAAUGCAUAUUUGUUAAAUAGAAGGGAUGCAUUAACAUAAUAUCAAAAAUCCUGGGCAGUGGCAGGUACCAUUUAAAUUAUUGUUGUAUUGUAUAAUUAGAAUAACAUCACAAACUAAAUAAAAUCUAAGUAAUAGCUCUCAUUGGAUAGAAAUGGGCAGUAGCCAUUUUUAAUGUAUUACUCCACGCGGUUCAUAUAAUAGCAGUUCUGUUGGCGCUGGUUUUACUCCUACAUGCCAGGGCAUUCAUUUAACAUGACAAGCCUUCCUCCGUCUGUGGUUUACUCCAAUGCUCCUUUGUUUAGAUCUGGUCUCGAAGCCCAUUGUGGAGAAGUGGCUGAAAUACCUUCGGAACGAGUUUCCUACUGUCGCCUUCAAAGCAUCCACCCAACAGCAGAACAAGAAUUUGGUACAGUACAUCUCCCUGUUCAUAACGGGGUAUUCUGAAACAUGAGCAGGAAUUCAAAGUGAAUUUAAAUUUCAGACAAAAUAGUCACACUGGAAAAGUUCUCUGAGUUAGCAAUGCUGCCAGUUUGACUACUUUGGCCUUAAAUUGGAAUUAACCCCUUAAGGACACAACUUCUGAAAUAAAAGGGAAUCACGACGGAAUAUUUCCAUCAUGUGUCCUUAAGGGGUUAAAUUAAAGUGAAUUUGAUCAAUUUUCACUUUAGUUAAUAACACUGAGACUUGAACUGAAAACAGAAGUUUAAAAAAAAAAAAAAACUAUUUGGAAAGAACCUCCAUUUGGCUGAAGUCAAGCUUUGCUUUUUUUUUUUUUUUUUUUAUAUGAAAUGUGUUUAUGAACUUAAAAGUAAACCUGUAGAUAUUUGAGAAAUGUUAACAUUCCAAAAAAAGAGUUUAAAACAUUAAAAAGCGAUUAGGUGGGGCUUCACCAAAUGUUCCUGUGGCACACGAGUAUGUCAUAAGCCACCUCAUACUGUGCCACAGUCUCAUUGACUUUAGGCCUGUAAUAGACUGAAGGCUGAUUAUUAAAGGGACACUGUAGGCACUGUAACUCCUUCAUCUCAUUUAAGUAGUUAAAGUGUCAGGAAUCCCCAUGUGCCGUUUUUCCAUUAAGUGUAAAAAUGUUUUUAAUGUUUUAAAGCUAAACGAGUCCUGGAGGACCAACCUCUAUGUGCUGCUUUGGCUAAUAAUGAGGAAUUGGCCUCAUCAGCAAAUGUUAACUGCGAUUGGCUUGGAGUAUCAGCUGACCUCUUUCGUCCUAUCACAGUGCCCAUUGCUGUUAUGAAUUGGUAUGGCUAGAAGUACAUUUGUAAUCUCUGCCUUAGCCACACCUUCAAUGGGUGGGCGGGGCUAUGGGAAUCCAGGAACCCCGAUUAUUUGUUAAACUGCCCUAGAAUGGUUUAACACUGAAUGGGGGGACAGUGUGGGGGAACCCUAGGCACUGCAACUAAUUCAGUGAGAUGAAAUUAUUAUACCUGCAGUGACCCUUUAAGUUUAUAUAUUUUUUUACGGUAAAUGUGAUUCCUUAAAUAGUGGCAGUUGAUUAAAACGAAUAAGUCGGGUUAACUAGAAAUGUGCAUAUCUUGCAUCCUACUUAAAUAUGGCUUUAUAUGUGUAAAUGUGAUAUUUUUAAGACACAGAUGGUUAUAUAAAAAAAAAAAAAAAAGUAUGUCUUAGAAAUGUUUCUCUCAUUGGCGUGUGCCUUGGUCAGUAAAAAGUUGUGAACCACCGCUUUAGCAGGAUUCUAUUCAAACGUGUAGAUCAACCUAAAAAGAACUGGUCAAAGAUAUUCACUUGGUGAACCAUUUUUUUUUUUAAAUACUUUAUUUAGGUUGUGCAUGAGUUAACAAGCAGAUGUGCACUGCCACAAUAGCUAGUGCAAUCAUAGCAAUAAACAUUGGUGAUCAACAGUGUGGCUGCAGAUACAAUGCAUGUUUUAUUUGUAUUUUUAUAUAGAGGAGUAGUUAGUAAGCUAGAAAUACAGGUCUAGACUGUGCUUAUCAUACAUUUGUACGUAAGGUUUUGCAAUCUAGGCUAUUAGGUUAAAGCAAAAAUGCUAAUAGUUAUAUAUGCUUGAAUGUGAGCUAUACAACGUGUGGGUGCAAAUAGUGUUUAGUCGAUUAACAUCUAUUGAUGUCCCACCUACGAUCCCCUGGAUGAUCAUAAACAAAAUAAUAAGUUCACUAGAGCGUACAUAAAUCUUAUAAGAGUGUUAAUCUGAAGCAUAGUAAGGUGAGCGAUAUAGAGCACUUUGCCUGGUAUUAAGUCCCAGUCCUGGUUCAGCCGAUGCCUAGCCGAUGCUGUGUGUACUCCCGCCGCUCUGUUCGUUGCAGCUUGCUCCGUCUGCAGGGUAUGGGGAAGCAUGGAGCCCCUGUGCUGUGAGGCGGUGUGCUUGUCUGAGGAUAUGUACUCCAAGGUAUGUUCAGAGCUGGGUUUGCCUGUUGGGGGCUGCUAUACCUCUUCAGUAGCCCUCCUGAUGCGGUCGCUCUCUUGGGUCUCGUGCCCCUCCUGGGGUUCACAUGGCGUUGCCGGGAGGCGGUCUUUGCUAUGCCCACUAUGGAUGGAUGGUUGGGUCUGGUCACUGCCUUACCCCCCUGGGUCACACGCGUCUGGUUCCGCGGCAGGUCCUCGGGCAGUGCCCCUGGGGCUGCAUGUGGGCCUCUAGUUUCUCCCAGAAGUAGGCAAAUAUUUUGUUCAGCCUGCGUUCCGUGUCUGUCCAUGUUUGGCUGAGGCCGGUGUCGUGGCAGGCAUCCGCCAUUUUAGAGGUCUUUCUGGUGUUUAGGUUAGGGCCCUAUGUCGAUGUAUUGAGUCCCUUGCUUUGCUUGGGGUUCACAUGAGGGUGGACCGGGAUAACCCCCGCCGGUCCAGAUGGGGGGGGAACGUAGGUCCAGUCUUAGGGUCUCAGUUUUUCGUGGCUGCGGGAGAGCGGCCGUCUCCACACGCCCGCCAUGCUUGUAGGCUGCAAAGUAGUUGCGAGUGGCCACAGCUCGGAUUGUCACUUGGAUGGUAUCAUCCUAUUCGACUUAGUGUCAGCAAGAGCUGGGUGGCCUCUCUGUAGUGAGAAAUCGUCUUUUUGUUAGUGAAAUUCAGCUUUUUCUCUGGCAGCCAACAGGAGCUGCACAGGUUUGCUUCCUCUCAGCUCUGCGGCCAGGCCCCGCCCCCACUUGGUGAACCAUUUAAAACUCAAAUUGCUAGUGGGGGAAAAAAACAUUUAUCUCACAGUGAACAUUUAUCAGCACACGUGAAAACAGAGAUCAGGCUGUGUGUAUGCCGCAUGUGUGGUGGGUGUUUAUUUUUAUUUAACUGCAGUAAUAAAAUUUAAACCAAAAAAAUAGAAAAAGUUUUGUGUCCCUCUCCUGCUUGCCCUUUUUGCAGGGAAGAUGCCAUCUUUCCUGGUGUCAUAGACUUGCAUUGGGGCAUUAAGGGUUGAUUAUACUAUGUAAUAAUACAUACAUACUGUUAACUAAUAUUCUCAUAUUUUACAGCAACAAAGCAGAGUGCCAGUCACGCAAGCAUCCCAGGAUCUGUUAAGCUCUGGCGCCUGUGUUGGGGCCGAUUCCUUAAUGAAGCUUCUUGGAAACUAUUGUCGGAACCUGGACAUAAAGACUGCUAUAAGUGUAGGAGUUGUAGGUAUGUAAUAUGGCUUUGUAUAAAAAUUAAAGGGACACUAUAGUCACCAAAGUAACUUUAGCUUAAUGAAGCAGUUUUAGUGUACAGAGCAUGCCCAUGCAGUCUCACAGCUUGAUUAUCUGCCAUUUAGGAGUUAAAUAACUUUAUGCAGCCAAAGCCACACCUCCCUGCGUGUGACUUGCACAACCUACCUAAACACUUCCUGCAAAGAGUCAUCUAAUGUUUAUACUUUUUUUUUAUUGCAAAUUCUGUUUAAUUUAGAAUUUCUUAUCUACUGCUCUGUUAAUAGCUGUCUAGACCCUACAGGAGCCUCCCUGUAUGUAAUUAAAGGUCAAUUUACUGAGCAGGAGAUAAAAACAUUUAAAGUAAGUUACAUCUGAUUGAAAAUGAAACCAUUUUGUUUCCAUGCAGGCUGUGUCAGUCACAGCCAGGGGAGGUGUGGCUAGGGCUGCAUAAACAGAAACAAAAGUGAUAUAACUCCUAAAUGGCAGAGAAUUGAGCAGUGAAGCUUCAGAGGCACAAUCUAUACACCAAAACUGCUUCAUUAAGCCAAAAACUGUUUUGGUGACUAUAGUGUCCCUUUAAUGAAAAAUGUUCAUUCAUAAAAUGCAUCUUAAUUCUCAAACAGAACUUUGAAAUUGUUGUUAAUUGGUAUUUUUGCUCAUUUUUUAAUACUCCUUUCCCAGGACACUUAGUAUUUUUAAAGCUUUGCCCUUAAGUCAUGACAACCUCCCAAUGUGGCAAAUAUUGAUAACUAGAUAUUGAUUAUGUAUGCCGAAAUGUAAUUCUAGUAGCUUUAGUAAAUUAAUAUUUGUGUUCCCAGAGAUGGACGGAUAUAUUAUGUUUUCCACCAUCCUUUAGCAUCAGGGUUGUUGCUCUAUUUUUACUUUUUUAUUUUGAUUAAAUAUUACCUUACACCAUAAAUUGUAGCCAUGAAAACUGACCUUUUAUAAAGCCUUUUAAUGGUUUUAGCAAAGAGGACUGAAAGAACAUCAAUCCCCAUAACAAGAAAAUCUUACGUGAUACGCACUUUUCCCAAUUCUACUUUGAUUCAUUUUUUUUCUUUAUUGUGCAUUGUAUAGCCGUAUUCUGCAUUGGAUCACUGUGUCAUACAUUGUAGAACCGGCUGUAUAUCAGAUUUUGCUGCGUAACAUUAUAUAAACAUUUAUAUGUAUUAAAACGUUACGGCUUUCCCAAAAAGUAGCUAGUUAUUGGGAUACUAUGCUGACAGUGCUGUCAGAAAUUCUUUCAAAAUCAAACUACUUGUCCCCUUGCUUGUUCCUCCUUUCUAACAGAGUUACUCUCACUAAAGUGAGAAGUCAAGUGGAAUUUACAUUUUAAGGUUAAAAUAGCCAAAAUGGAAAUAUUCUCCUAGUAAGCAGCUGCUUUCAGUUCUGUUACUCUGGCCUUAACUUUGAAAUGUACUCUUUCAGUUGUGUAAGAACGUAGACUCCUUCACAACCCACACGAAUAGAUUAGCAUUAACAAAACUUAGGGCUCUUGUAGAGAUGUGGAGAAGUAUUGAAACACCGCCAAGGUCUGCAGUUAUUUAGAGAGUUAGACACAAUGGGUGAACAGCCAAAUUCCGACGUACACGGGUUCUGUCAAAAGGUCUGGGAUCAAUGACUAGGAAUCCAGUGUCACAGAGAUACUCUAGUCUCUCUCAUUUCUGACACAUGACGUUCUGUUCGGGACUCAAGGAGUCUCUUCCCCCUUUUCCGCCUGUUUUUUCUCACCUUCUCUUCCUUUCUUGUUUGAUUGUACCGCCAUCUGUAAAAAAAAUAAAGAAUUGUGGAUUGAAUGUAUUUAAACACAUAUGGUAGUUAUUUGUUAUAUUUUAAUAUCUGUGUAAUGGGCAAUUUUAUAUACCCUUUACAUACAUAGUUCAAUUUGUCUUCUCUUACAGGGUUUCCAAAUGUGGGGAAGAGCAGUUUGAUAAACAGUCUGAAGAGGGCGCGUGCCUGCAACGUGGGAGCCACACCUGGGGUAACCAAGUAAGUUUUGAGCUUGACAUUAUUAAUACUCCAUUAUCCAUCAUGAAGAUCAGAAAACAUGCAAAUGUUAUUACUUACUCAGGAAGGGGUAGGCAACCUUCUGAACUCUCCCCUAAUAGAAACAUAGAAUGUGACGGCAGAUAAGAACCAUUCGGCCCAUCUAGUCUGCCCAGUUUUCUAAAUACUUUCAUUAGUCUCUAGCCUUAUCUUAUAGUUAGGAUAGCCUUAUGCCUAUCCCAUGCAUGAUUUAAUUCCUUUACUGUGUUAACCUCUUCCACUUCAGCUGGAAGCCUAUCCCAAGCAUCCACUACCCUCUCAGUAAAGUAAUACUUCCUGAUAUUAUUUUUAAAACUUUGUCCCUCUAAUUUAAGGCUAUGUCCUCUUGUUGUGGUAGUUAUUCUUCUUUUAAAUAUAGUCUCCUCCUUUACUGUGUUGAUUCCCUUUAUGUAUUUAAAUGUUUCUAUCAUAUCCCCCCUGUCUCGUCUUUCCUCCAAGCUAUACAUGUUAAGAUCCUUUAACCUUUCCUGGUAAGUUUUAUCCCGCAAUCCAUGAACCACUUGAUACAUUGGAUGACGUUCGGGCUCAGGGGUGAAUGGGCAGGUAUACUAUACUUCUUUUAAAUAUACCAUCCUCCUUUACUGAUGCUUUGCCAGCAUUAAGGCUGUAAGAGCAUUAUGUGAGCUGUAGUCCACAACAUCUGGAGUACCAAAGGCUGCCUACCUCUGUAGGUAAUAGGGCUUGUAGUCCGACAGUUGGAGAAUCUUUAACUGGUGUCAUCACAGAACUCUACAUAGUCUCUGGUUCCAUCUAUGUCUCUAUUUCACUCUACUCACCAACCCCAAUUUAGGUUGUCUUGUUUUUCUUAAAAUGAGCUUGAAGACCCUAAGAACUUUAUUAUGUAGUGUUCAGUGUAGGAUUGACUGAUACAUGCAACUCUUCCAUCUAACUUAGGUGCCUACAGGAGGUUCAUUUGGACAAACACAUCAAACUCCUGGACUGUCCAGGAAUAGUCAUGGCUACUACCACGUCAGAUGCAGCCAUGAUCCUGCGUAACUGUGUGAAGAUAGAGCAACUUAUGGACCCUGUAGGGCCAGUGGAGGCCAUAUUGAGACGUUGCAACAAGGAGCAGGUAAAAUAUGACUAUCCAAAAUUCAGGGGUCUAGGAAGUUUUCACUAAUGAAACAAAAAUUACUUCAAAAGAACUUUUACAUAAUCCGUGGUCACAUAGUGUCCAUCCAAAAGUAUAGGAUAGCAUGAAAUCGCUCCAGCUGCAGCCUUCUGCAGAGACGGGACUGGCCUAAAAUGUUGUCCAUGCCAACUUCCGGUUGGUAAAUGCCCUAGAAUAUCUGUGAUUUAGAUGAACAGAUUCUUUUGACUGUAGAAUCCUCAUCGGACUCAAUUUACAAACAUGAGUAUAUUGCAUUUAUAGUUUAACAGAUUGGCUUUUAAGCCAGACUCCAAGGAUCUUCAAUGGUUGAGGGUCUGUCACUAUAUUCAGUGCAGUGGAUAUGGGCAGUCCCUAAAUACCGUGGCUCUUGAGUACUGGUUUAAGACACACUAGGUCUAGAGUUUCAAAUAGCUUUGUUCUAGCCUUGUAAAUAUCUUCUUACAGAUCUUACAACACUACAAGGUGACAGAUUUUAGAGAUACCCUGGAAUUCUUAGCCAUGCUUGCUAAACGGCAAGGAAAGUUGAAGAAAGGGGGGACACCAGACCAUGACAAGGCGGCCAAAUCUGUGCUAACAGACUGGGUUAGGUAAGUGUUUUAAUAUAAAAAUGAGGUAGGGGUGUGUCGUAAAGUGGGAACAACAUGCAAACAAUAUUUCAUAGUUCGUGUAAAAAAACAAAACCAGGACACCAGCUUACGUUACGGGGUUAAACCAAUAACAUACGGUUUAACUGCAAAGUAUUGUAUUCAGUGCCAGUUAGCUCUCAUAGGCUGAGAUUGUCAGCUCACACUCCCAGCCUAUUAGCAGUGCCCACGUAAGAGGCUUCCUGAUUCAAGCCUUGAACAGAAGCUGAAGGUAAGCUGGUACCAGGAACCGUAACAACUUUAUUCCAAUUAAUUUGUUAUGAUUCCCAGAGUGUUCCUUUACAACCGGCCAAAGAUUUUUAUUUUUCAAAGAGUCUCUUUCAACUAAUUUUUAAUAGUGUUUUAUAUCAAUGAAAAUUUAAAGACUUUUUUUUUUAUUAUUAUUAAAUGUUAUAAAUUUUGGUAUAAUUUGCUUCGAUCUUUGAUGCAUUUUUUUUCUUCUCUGCUUUUCCUCUCUCUUCAGUGGUAAAAUAAGUUAUUUUACUCACCCGCCAGAGACCCACACAAUGCCCACGCACAUCAGCGCUGAGAUUGUUACAGAAAUGGGGAAAGCCUUUGAUUUUGAAGCACUGGAAGCGGACAAUAAGGAGUCCUUGUCAAGUAAGUGGUGCAGAGAAUAUUGAGGGGAUUCUGCAUUGUGGCCAAGAUCACAGCUGAGUUUAAAGGGGCACUGGAGGGACUGUAACAACUUUAUCUUAUUGAAGUGUCCAGACUCUCCCUGGUGCCGUCCUUCUAUUCAGUGUUAAACCAUCUUUAACAUUUUAAUGCUAAACUAGAGUCCACAGCAGCCCAUCCCUUUUGUGCUGCUUGAUCUAAGGAGGAAGUACACCUCCAAAGUGUUUAGAAGGGACAGUCCCUAUUGUGGGCCCUAAAUUCCUCUGUCCCUUUUUUUUUUAAUCCUAAUGUCCCUCUUUUUUGGGAGCUCCAUAUUGUUGGUGUGUCUGAGUGUUUAAUAGAGCUCUGCAGCAAUAAUACUCUCUGUAAUGUGUCUUUCAGUUACAAUAGAUGUUUUAGAAAUCAGUCUGUGUAAGUGAGAUACAUGGUUCUUGUUCUAAAUUAUGUUUUAGUUGAAUAAAUUGAUAGUAGUAAGUCACAUAAAAUGUCUCACAACUGCCCCGUUCCUGGCCACAGCUCCACUCACACCCCUAAAAUUAAAGUGUCCCUCUUUGUCCACUUGAAAAGUUGGGAGAUAUUAGGACACACUAGCUUGAGCAGAAGUGGGCGGUUUUGAUUGGCUGAGAGUGUCAGCUGACUGCUUUCAGCCUCUAACAUUACUGGUAUGAAUCGGUAUGGCUAGAAAUAAAUGUGUACUCUCUGCCUUAGCCACACCUCCAGUAGAAGCCGGGCUGCAGAUGGCCAGGGACCCUUUAGUGUUAAACUGCUCGAAAAUGGUUUAACACUGAAUGCAAACACUGCAUCAAGGGACUCCGUGCACUAUAAUCAAUUCAUGAGAUGAAAUAAAUACAGUUUCUACAGUCUCCCUAUAAUCAGAAGUCUGCAGCAUUUCUCAUUCCUGUCUGCUAACCCUGUUUAGUGGCAUUUGUUAAUAUCUGAGCUACAGCUGAACUCACCUGAAGUAAAGUAGGAAUAUCAUAAAAUAGUGUUUUUGUUUUGCUUUUUGGGUCCUGAUCGCAAGUCUUAACCCCUUAAGGACAAAACUUCUGGAAUAAAAGGGAAUCAUGACAUGUUACACAUGUCAUGCGUCCUUAAGGGGUUAAAGGACCACUAUAGUGCCAGGAAAACACUCGUAUUCCUGGCACUAUAGUGCCCUGAGGGUGCCCCCACCCUCAGGGUCCCCCUCCUGCCCGGCUCUGGAAGGGGUAAAAACUUACCUUUCUCCAGCACCGGGCAGGGAGCUCUCCUCUUCCGAUCCUCCUCCGUUCCUCCCCGUCGGCUGCGCGCGCAUUCAGCCGGUUGCAUAGGAAAGCAUUUGCAAUGCUUUCCUAUGGACGCUGGCGUGCUCUCACUGUGAAAAUCACAGUGAGAAGCACGCAAGCGCCUCUAGCGGCUGUCAAUGAGACAGCCGCUAGAGGAAUUGGGGGAAGGCUUAACUCAUUCAUAAACAUAGCAUUUUCUCUGAAACUGCUAUGUUUAUAAAAGAAUGGGUUAACCCUAGCUGGACCAGGCACCCAGACCACUUCAUUAAGCUGAAGUGGUCUGGGUGCCUAGAGUGAUCCUUUAAGAACAUGACUAUAUUGAUCAAUAUUAUCAGCGUUUACAUAGCGAGAACUUAUUCCGCUGUGCUUUACAAUAUUAUAAAAGGGAGAAGUUUAACAAUAAAUGAGACCAUUACAAAAUGCUAGAGGAACAAUAGGUUGAUGAGGACCCUGCUCAAACAAGCUUACAGUCUAGAGGAGGAUAAUAUUUUCUUAGUUGCCAACCCCACUUGGAAAGGUUGACAUUUCAGAAUAUUUGUUUGUAAUUCUGUGAUCCCCUCCAGAGAUACAGGCUGCCCCUCAAGGCAUUGCCAUGGAAGCAUCAGGUCUAACCACAGCAGCUCAAGAGGUGGAUGACGUCGAACUAGAUGAAUCCAGCGAGGAGGAAGAAGCUCCUAAUUCUAUGGAAGAGGACGUAGAUCCCGAGGUAUGACCUUGUACAAGCUGGCUUUUUCUUUGGGAACAUUGGAAUUUUACAAAAAAAGUUACAUUUUGAAUCUGUUCAACAUUUAUGCACUUUAAAACAUAAGAAACGUACCUUGCAUGAUAUGUGUUCUGUAAAACCAUCAGGGAGUAGACUGCUGUAGGAUGUUGCAAAUAAUAUUAACAAUAAAUUAGAAAAGCAAAUAGCCUACUGCACAAUUAGGCAGCCCUCCACCCUAGACCAUGAUGGACUAUUUGGCCAUCCUCGCUCUGUUAUAUACAUAGGGACAUAAUUCAGUGCCAUCUGUUUGUCACUACCCCUAAAAUAAAUGCUCAGGGACUACACUCAUUUCGUAUAUAAAAGAAACGCACUUGAAAACCGCUUUUAAGGCUGUGAUAGAUAUAAAUGCUAAUAGUGUACGCGGAUCCAAUAAUCCAAUAUAAUUGGAUAGUGGUCUCAUAAAAGGUUUCCUGUUUAAGUGUUGUAUCGGUAUUCAGUUAGUCCUUAUUCAUGGCACAGCAGUGGAUUUAUUGUGCUCUGUCUUCCAGUUUGGCCCUAUGACUGUUGAAAUUAAAAGCACCAAAACUAAGUCAAAGACUGAACCUGAACAGAUCCCCAAAGCCCCCAACCUUAACGAAAUCAGAGCGGUGGACCCCCUGCAGCAAGGACAAGCCCUGCGUGCCGCUGGCAAGAGGCGGAAAAAGCUGCAGAAGCGAGCAAGUAAGUUUAACAAGCUUGUUGUCCUAGUUUGUGGAUACAACACUGAAAGGAGUGAUGUAAAGAUGCAAUAGAGUUAGUUUAUUAAAAAGGAUUGCAGUACCCACCAGUUGCCUCUGGAUGUCUUCAUUGUGUUAAGUAUAAAGUUAUUUAAAUGGGUCCGCACUAUAAUGAAUUUAGCAAAGAUUACAGUGAGUAUACACUGACAGGGUUAUUCAGUAAACGUUUCCCAAAUCUGCUUGUUUAGAUUCACCAUUCUGAUUAAAUUUGCUAGAAUUCAAAAUUUAGUGAACUGUGAGUUAUGUGCAUCUGCAGGGUUUUGCUAAGCAAGGCCAGUAACGUUGGGGGAAAACAUUUUUUUUUAUUCUAUUUUAAGGCACUAAUUAAGGUUGUUUAACAUCUUUCUGCAGACAAAAUCGCUACCAAGCUCUCAGACUCCCUGACUAUGGCCAUGAAUUUCGGGCUGUGUGAUGACUGAAUAAUCAGCGUCCCAGCAGGCUCAGUGCUGCUUCACAAGAAUGGUUCUACGAAAAGGCCGAAUUGGAAAGAGAGACUCUACGCACUCCGCUCCCUUAAUCUGUGUACAUACUCAUUGCUGUGUUAAGUUAUAUCAAGACUGAGAACUUGCUGUAAUACAAGUACUUAAAGCCAACAAGCUGCUUGGACAGUUUCAUUUUAAUGCCAAAAUAGAAUUAAACAAAAAAACUGGGAACGCAAAAGCACCGGUAUUAUCUAAUGGCCAAAACGUGCAUUUUUUUUUUACAAUUCAGUUUUCUUUUCCCCUCACUUUGUAUGGGAACAUUAAAUUUAGCAGCUUGUAUUUACAGUUUGUGUUUAAAAUGUGUCUCGUGCCUUUUAUAGCUCUUGGUCUAAAGUGUAUAUUGGGUAAGGGGUGGGGAUUAAGUGUACAUUGAAUUUUCAGCGUAUAUGGAAGUAGAGUACGUAAAAAAAGGGGGCAUGUGUUAUGUUUCAUGGCCGUUAUAGUGUAAGAUCAUAACAGAUGAGUACAAUCAGUGUAUGACUUUCAUGGUCUUAUAGCGUUAUAUAAAAACUCUCCAGCUAUGCUUAAUGUGGAAUUUAUGGUUAAGCCCACAGGUAAAACACAAAAAUGUUCAAUAGAAACACUUUAAUAGAAUAUACUAAAAAUGACAAGAUAGAGCUGAUGCAUUAAGGGUCUCAGUCCAUAGCAACAUAUGUUUAAAUAUCUGCAUUGAGAUGGUCCAUACAGUGGUGGGGGGGACGGUGGUAUCUGAACAGUGAAUACAUUUUUCUUGGAAUAUUUAACUUGUAUUUGUUUCAGUUGAUGAGACUUCAGCUUACACAGAAGGUGACUUGUUCCUUGAUUCUGCAUUGUGUAUGGUAUACCUACAACUGAAAAUACA